This is a messenger RNA of Contarinia nasturtii (swede midge), 2233 nucleotides long. RefSeq lists its product as uncharacterized. The coding region runs from base 152 to 2056 and encodes 634 amino acids. The transcript is spliced from 5 exons. Lineage: Eukaryota; Metazoa; Arthropoda; Insecta; Diptera; Cecidomyiidae. The record is from RefSeq and is a predicted model, not a curated record.
AACGGAAAAAAGUCAUUUACUUCGCUCUCCGACAAAUCAUUCGUACACAGAUAUUCGUUGAGUGAAUAAGUGCGUUACAUCGUUGUCUGACAUCGUGUUUUAAAAUAAAUGCGUAUUUCUAAGGUCGUUCGCAAUUAUUAAAUCAGUGAAAAUGCGACCGGUAACUUGUGGAAUAGUGAUUGCAUUUUUGGCAUUUACUGUAAAUGGAUAUGACGAUCCAAUAUCGAUCCUGGGAAGGAUACGAUGGAAUUAUACCCAAUUUGAAGAUAAUUUGUGGACGCGUCAAUACAAAAACACGACUUUAAAUGAAAUUUAUGUCAAACAUAGUGAAUUUUUUACAGCAAUAAAUAAUGUGUAUAAUGGUAGCGAAUGUUUCUAUCCAACGUUUAAUGCAACGACAGUGAAAAAAGGUACACCGGUUGAUAUAAUAAAUCCAUAUCAUGUGCCAGAGAUUGCAAGUGUCAUUCAAUCCAAUGCUGAUAUCGAAGAAUACUGGUCAAAAUUUGCUAAUUGGUCAACAGUGAAUGCAUCAAAUAUGUUGGAAGUGUUGACAGAUGAUGCGAUACCAAUAUUACAAAACUCAUUGGACACAUUGUGGAAUUCGUCAAAUACGGACGUGUAUUUUGACUUUCUAAAAAAUACAUCAGAAUCAUGCACUGACAUCGAUGAACCACAGAUUGCUGUUUAUAAAUUGGUGGAAAAAUAUUUCUUCAAUACCAUCGUUCUUCAUUUAAAGGCUUACGUCAUGUUACAACUUUCAUAUCUGACCGGAGCGGCAAAGGAUUUCUUACAUUUUCACAAGACUGCACGAGAUCAUCGUGUUGCAUUCAAUUCACAGUAUGUGAAUGUUACGUUGCAGACCGAGAAUUUAAUGUGGAAUUUGAGCCGAAUCAUUUGGUCUUGUGACAAAUUCAGCUCAAAUGAAUCGUACACACAAUUAACAAACUUUAUACAAGGCUAUGUCGACAAUGAAAUUAAUAUGAACGCGGACGGAUCUUGCGCACCAUACUGCGAUGAUUUUAAAUCGACCAAAAAUUACGGAUGUAAAGAAGGCACACUAUGCGCCACAAAUUAUUUAGAUCACAAUAAAACCAGAUGCCUCGGUACAAUACGAGACUGCGACUAUUUUGGACCAAUGUUUUCUAUUUGCCCUAAUGAGAAUGAUUUAGAUAUAAAUCGUCGUAUAAAUUUCGUACAAUUUGCAUCUGGCAAAAUUUUGGGAGAAGAGAAAUUGCCGUGUGAUUUCUUUGAUGCGAAGCCAUUUAUGUCUUGGCUCACCACCUGUAGAUAUUGUUUCUGUUAUUGUGAUGCGCCUGGCCCAAGAUCGGAUCGUCACUUUAGCUUGCGAGAUGUUAUUUCAAAUGUCGCCGAGAACAAAGUAAUUUCGGGUAUACGAAUCAUGAAGAAAAAUGGCAUAAUACAUUUGGAAGCGAGCGAGCGAACAUUAUUACCAAAAAAUGAGCUAGAUCCGAAUACCAAAUCCAUAGUUUCUAAUAACAACUUCACCAUUAACGAUCCAAAUGUAGUUGAAAAUACUGAUUACUUCACCAUGACUUACGAUAAUCGAAUAUUAAAUCUGGACACAAUUGUAGCGAAAGGAGAUGAAAUUGUGACUGGUGUUCGGUUUCGUGUUGCAGCUGGCAGUGUUUAUCUUGAAGUUCGUUUUACAUACUAUGAUGAGGUCACUGGAAAGCUGGAUUUAACUACGGACAGCGAAUGGAAAAUGAACUUGAAUACAAAUCGUACAACGAUUUCAACGGAACACAGUGAUGUUCCAACAAAAUUACAAACACAAUCGAUAGCAAUGGGUAGUGAUGAUACGGAUGCGGUUCGAUUUGUACCGACAUCAUGGGUCAAAGAUAUGGCACAAUCAACAGUUCCAUUCAUUGAUUCAAAUUUGAUUGAACCAUCGGAAUUGGCCCCACUCAGUGGCGUCGGGAUAUUUUACAAAUAUCAAAAAGGGUACGGUGGUUUUGUUGCACCACGUCUCAUUACGCGAGAUCAUUCUGCGGCUGUAAUGCGUAUUCGUGGAGCCGUCGGUGUUUAUGGUGUUUAAUAUUGCAAGCAAACAAAUUGUUUAUUUCCUUACAUCGAGAAAGGAUAGUUUUUUACACUUAUUAUAAAUUUUCUAACAAUAAACACUCAAAAUGCUAUUUGAUUGAUCGAAAAUUGUACAUGAUAAUUUAUUUAGCGAAAAUAAAAUCAAUUCGUUUGUUUUUUCUUUGAAAAUUGA